This is a messenger RNA of Solanum dulcamara, 879 nucleotides long. RefSeq lists its product as uncharacterized. Lineage: Eukaryota; Viridiplantae; Streptophyta; Magnoliopsida; Solanales; Solanaceae. Bases 183 to 614 code for a protein of 143 amino acids. The record is from RefSeq and is a predicted model, not a curated record. The transcript has 4 exons.
UAUAUCACUUGCCAUUCAUAUAUCUUGAAAGUGGAAGAAGAAACAAAAAGAAGUUAAGCUUAAUUCUUCUAUUCUUCCCAACUUUUAGAGAAUUCCAAUUUUGUCAAAGUUCUUUUUGUUCAUUCUCUCAUAUAUAACAAUUCUAAAAAUCUCUUUACCUUUUAGCCUAUUUUCUUGAGAUAAUGAAGCAAGUUCUACUUUCUCUUUUGCUUUUAUCCACUUUGGUCCAUGAAGCACAAGCUAGGAAUAUUCCCAUGUUAAAGGAAAAUGUUUUGAAAGAAAGAAGUGAUGAUGGAUAUUCUGGAGAAGUUAAUAAACUUUGCAAAGAUGACCAUUGUUCAUCAUCAGGAAGAAAUAGGAAACUUAUGACAAAAACAACCUCUACUUCUAGUCCAAUUAUCACAACUACUUCAACAAAGAAUAUCAAGAAUGAAGGAAAUAAAGCUCAUGAUACCACCAUAUUGAAAGGCCAAUCACGUAGUGAAACUUUCUCAGUCAAUUCAUCGCCGGAAACUGGUCACCGGAAAACAUCCUCCGAUCACCAUCCCGACGUGCUAGACCUAGCCGGAAUGGAUUAUUCUCCGGCGAAGAGAAAACCUCCAAUUCACAACUAAGAGAAUAUUGUAUGAAGAAGUUAUUGGAAAAUAUUAAUAGUUCAAAAAAAAUUGUAGUUGAAAAAAACAAUAUAUAUUUGUAGCACUUAAAUUAGAAAAAGAACCCUUUAAUUAGGGGGAAAAAAUUACUAUAUAAGAGUAGUGGAGACAGUAUUCAGAAAUGAUGCCCUUCUUUUAGGGUUAGGAAGAUUUUGUCCAUAUUUUCAUAUUAAUUACUUACUUAUAUAUAUUAUUAGUUGAUGAUUGAGUCAUAAUUACUUUCAUG